Molecule: messenger RNA, 3075 nt
Organism: Carica papaya (papaya)
Lineage: Eukaryota; Viridiplantae; Streptophyta; Magnoliopsida; Brassicales; Caricaceae
Gene: URE
Product: urease
Biological process (GO): urea catabolic process
Cellular component (GO): urease complex
Molecular function (GO): nickel cation binding; urease activity
Source: RefSeq, a predicted model, not a curated record
AGUAGAAGUCUACAUGUGGAAGUUACUCGUGAUACUUCCAUCUCCUGUUUAGUCAAAGCUCCGACAACUUCGAAGGUUCUCCCAUCAAAUGAUCAAAAUAUGAUUCUUCCUUUUUGAUUCACGAGUCGGAUGUUAUCGCUUUCUGUUCGAGUUUCAGUUUUUGCGUAGAUAAUCAUUGCAAAGCAAUCGGUUAUUUGACACAGAUAAUUCCAGGUUCUCAACAAUCUCAAUUAAUUUUCUUUCUUCAUUGAUUCGGAUUUCAGAGCUUCUUGUAGUGGCAUUGACUUGGAGCCUGAAAAAUGAAAUUGACACCAAGGGAAGUGGAGAAAUUAGGUCUUCAUAAUGCGGGAUACCUUGCGCAGAAGCGUCUUGCUCGUGGUUUAAGGCUUAAUUACGCUGAAGCUGUGGCUCUUAUUGCUACUCAGAUAUUGGAAUUUGUGCGCGAUGGUGAAAAGUCUGUUGCAGAGUUGAUGGAUAUUGGGAGACAACUUUUGGGAAGGAGACAGGUUCUUCCAGCGGUUCCAAAUCUUUUGGAAUCUGUCCAGGUUGAAGGAACAUUCCUAGAUGGUACAAAGUUAAUCACCAUCCACGAUCCAAUUGCUAGUGAAAAUGGAAACCUGGAGCUAGCUUUAUAUGGUUCGUUUAUUCCAGUGCCUUCACUGGACAAGUUUCCUGCAAUAGAAGACAGUAAAAUUCCUGGUGAGAUAAUCUUUGGGUAUGGAAGUAUCAGCCUCAAUCAUGGAAGGAAAGCAGUCAUCCUCAAAGUUGUUAACACUGGAGAUAGGCCAGUCCAGGUUGGCAGUCACUAUCACUUUAUUGAGGUGAAUCCUUACUUGGUUUUUGAUAGAAGUAAAGCAUAUGGCAUGCGGCUGAACAUUCCAGCAGGGACAGCUACAAGAUUUGAGCCUGGAGAAACUAAAAGUGUCAUACUCGUAAGUAUUGGAGGUAGGAAAGUGAUCAGAGGAGGAAAUGGCAUUGUUGAUGGUCCUGUUGAUGAUGCUAACUUGCAAGCAGUUAUGAACUCUAUAAAAAUAAGAGGAUUUGGAAACCUUGAAGAAGCAAAUUCUAGUGAGGGUGUUACUGGGAGGGAUUCUGCUUUUACUACUGUAGUUUCACGUGAGGCAUAUGGUAACAUGUACGGGCCUACAGUGGGUGACAAAAUUCGGCUUGGUGAUACUGACUUAUUUGCUGAAAUCGAAAGUGAUUUUACUAUUUACGGCGAUGAAUGUGUUUUUGGUGGUGGAAAAGUUAUAAGAGAAGGCAUGGGCCAGGCAUGUGGGCAUGCACCAUCUGACUCUUUGGAUACUGUCAUCACAAAUGCUCUUAUCAUAGACUACAGUGGAAUUUUUAAGGCAGAUAUCGGUAUUAAAGGUGGUUUUAUCGUUGCCCUUGGAAAAUCAGGCAAUCCAGACAUCAUGGAUGGUGUAUUUCCUAAUUUGAUAAUCGGGGUUAACACAGAGGUUAUCGCUGGAGAAGGAAUGAUAGUAACUGCAGGGGCAAUAGAUUGUCAUGUGCACUUCAUAUGCCCGCAACUGGCUUAUGAAGCGAUAUCAAGUGGUAUUACGACUAUGAUUGGAGGUGGAACAGGACCUGCUGAUGGGACUCGUGCUACUACUUGCACACCAUCUCCUCUGCAAAUGAAGUUGAUGCUGCAGUCUACUGAUGGCCUGCCACUAAAUUUCGGCUUCACAGGAAAAGGGAACAGUGCCAAACCUGAUGAACUGCAUGAAAUAAUCAGGGCCGGGGCAAUGGGAUUGAAGCUGCAUGAGGACUGGGGAAGUACUCCUGCUGCAAUAGACAAUUGUUUGACUGUUGCAGAACAAUAUGACAUUCAGGUUAACAUUCACACUGAUACUUUAAAUGAAUCUGGAUUCGUGGAACAUACAAUUGCUGCUUUUAAGAAGAGAACUAUCCAUGCAUACCACAGUGAAGGUGCUGGUGGUGGUCAUGCUCCAGAUAUAAUCAAAGUAUGUGGUGUUGAAAAUGUACUGCCAUCAUCAACAAACCCCACGAGACCAUUUACUUCCAACACUAUAGAUGAGCAUUUUGACAUGCUGAUGGUCUGCCAUCACCUGGAUAAGAACAUUCCUGAAGAUGUUGCCUUUGCUGAAUCAAGGAUAAGGGCUGAAACAAUUGCUGCAGAAGAUAUUUUACAUGAUAUGGGUGCAAUUAGCAUUAUAUCUUCUGAUUCACAGGCCAUGGGUCGCAUUGGAGAGGUGAUAUGCCGAACUUGGCAAACUGCCCACAAGAUGAAGACACAAAGAGGAUUAUUGGGCCCCAAUGGAUCAGAUAAUGACAACUUUAGGAUAAAAAGAUACAUUGCAAAAUAUACCAUAAAUCCAGCUAUAGUUAACGGGAUUUCUGAUUUCAUCGGUUCAGUUGAGGUGGGGAAGUUAGCUGAUCUUGUUUUGUGGAAACCAUCUUUCUUCGGAGCAAAACCAGAAAUGGUGAUCAAAGGUGGUGCAAUUGCCUGGGCAAAUAUGGGCGAUCCAAACGCAAGCAUACCCACACCUGAACCGGUAAUCUUGAGGCCUAUGUUUGGAGCAUUUGGAAAGGCUGGUAGUGCAAAUUCCAUUGCUUUUGUCAGCAAGGCAGCACUAGUAAGUGGAGUAAAAGAGUUGUAUGGACUAGAGAAACGAGUAGAAGCGGUGGGUAACGUAAGGGGACUCACCAAACAUCACAUGAAGCUUAAUGAUGCCCUUCCAAACAUCACGGUAGAUCCAGAGACAUAUAGGGUGACGGUAGAUGGGGAGGUUCUUACCUGCAAUGCAGCCACUUCCGUUCCGCUUUCUCAAAACUACUUCAUGUUUUAGGAAUUUAUUUUUUUGGGGGGUUAAAAUAAAAUUAUCAACACUUGUUGGGAAAAAUAAAAGUAAAAAGAGAGAGAGCUCAAUUUGCAGAGAGGUUCUCUGAAGUCAUUAGGUGCCUUCUGUAUUCAUCGAAGCAAACAUGUAGCAAUUGCAGUUGUCUCUUGAGGAGGACUUUUUUGUUCUAUCCAAAUAAAUUAUGCCUCUCUUCUGUCUUCCAUCAUGUGCAACUCUUUACCCCUUAAAUAAAAUCAUGUUUCGUGUGGCA